Schizophyllum commune H4-8 is the source of this 1096-nucleotide messenger RNA. RefSeq lists its product as uncharacterized. The transcript is spliced from 4 exons. The record is from RefSeq and is a predicted model, not a curated record. Lineage: Eukaryota; Fungi; Basidiomycota; Agaricomycetes; Agaricales; Schizophyllaceae. Bases 1 to 912 code for a protein of 303 amino acids.
AUGACUUCCGCUCACCCCGCCUCAGUCGUCAACAACGAGACGCGCUGGACGGACUACUCAACGCCGCCGUCUCAGCGCAACGGCGGCGAGAAGGACGUGUACGCCGACUUGGUCGAUAUAUACGGUCAAGUCGUCCAGCGCUGUUUGGAGGUCAAGGACGGCCUAGAGCAGACCUGCGCGCUCGAGAGCAACGGCACUCGCGCACUCCCGAGUCAAAAAGUGAACACGGCGAUGCCGGAUGGUGUGCAUCAGCUGACGAUCGAGUCCGACGGCAUGUUCAACUGGGACAGCACUGUUGUUGCCGAGGAGUACAAGCUCUUGAAGGGCGCGCAGCGGUCGGCCGUGGACGAGGAUGAUGACGAUGUAGGAGCCGGCUCGGACGUCAAGGGCGACGAAGAAGACAGCGACGCAUACCAGGACGAUGAUGAAGACUCCGAAUGGGUGAUCGGUCUCCCCGACCCCGAGAACCAGACGGUCGCAGAUCUUCUACUCGACAACUCCAAGAAGGUCAUCUGGAGCAUGCACCAUACCAUGCGUACCGAUGCUCGCCGGCGCUUUACCUUUGGCAUCACCUUUGCAGACACCAAAGUUCGCCUUUGGCAUUUCAACCGCGCCGUCAUCGUCGCGAGCAAUUCUUUUCAUCUCAACACGGAUGCCAAGCUCCUCAUCGACGUGUACUCUCGGCUCGCGUUCGCCACUCGCGAAGAGCUUGGCUACGAUCUCUCGAUGAAGCGACUCUCCUCCGAUCCAGACCCUUCCCCCGAUCGUACGAAUGGCAAGCGCUGGAAGAAUCAGUACCGCAUCAUGGUCUGCGGCGAGUCCUACAUCACCGUCAAGACCCUUGCCAAUCAGGGUGCUGAGAAUGGGUUUGGGAGCUGCACGCGCCAUCAGGAAAAGCGGCCCGGGGGCUGAAGCGGACUCAGCCGGACUCAAGCGGGCUCAAGCGUCUCAAACGCUCAAGAGCCCCAAAAGUUAUUGCCCGAAAUCAAACGUUCUCAAGACGCUUGACUCGCCCUUGAACCCGCUUGAGCCCGCUUGAGUCGGUUUGAGUUUAGCCAAGCAUCAUGAAUCCACUUCAAAUUCAAUUCUUCUCAAU